Molecule: messenger RNA, 1947 nt
Organism: Capronia epimyces CBS 606.96
Lineage: Eukaryota; Fungi; Ascomycota; Eurotiomycetes; Chaetothyriales; Herpotrichiellaceae
Exons: 2
Coding region: 1-1947 (648 amino acids)
Biological process (GO): termination of RNA polymerase II transcription
Cellular component (GO): mRNA cleavage factor complex; cytoplasm
Molecular function (GO): ubiquitin binding; mRNA binding; RNA polymerase II complex binding
Source: RefSeq, a predicted model, not a curated record
AUGUCAGGUCUACCGUCUGAUGAGGUUGCCGAAGACUACAAAGGCUCGUUGGAAGACCUUGUCACCAAUGACCGAUAUCAGAUCUCCAAUCUGACCUUGAUUGCAAAAGAAAACAUUGAGCACGCCGAAGCAAUUUCCCGGGUUCUCCAGAACCACAUCAACCGAGCACCGCCGGCACGCAAAUUACCUGCCCUAUAUGUUUUGGACUCGAUCGCCAAAAAUGUCGGCUCUCCAUAUACAGUCUAUUUCGGUCGCAAUCUGCACCAGAUCUUUAUGCUUGCUUACUCCCAAGUUGAUGCCCCUGUCCGCCGAAAGCUGGAGGAGAUGUUGAAGACAUGGCGCGAACCAGUCCCCGGUUCGCUCUCGCCGACCCCGGUGUUUCCCCAUGCAAGUACACAAUCCAUUGUCGACAGCCUGAACAAGUUUCGCUCCCCCAUGCCAGCGGCCACCCGCUACCAAUCGCCUCACAUUCAACCCACUCCUGCGAGGGCUUUGGUCGAUCCACGGUAUCGACAUACACCAACUCCUCCACAGUCCUUCCCACCGCUCGCCUCGGGCCUUGCUUCCAACACUAGAAGUCCUGGGCUGCAACCAGAAAUCCCACAACCGCCAUAUACUCAGACCCCCCCGCCGUCUUUUAGCCAGCCUUACCCUCCACAGGCGACUCCUUUGUACCAGCAGCAGCCGCCGGCUCCGACGACACAGUAUCAUACACCGACUCUACAGCCUGGGCCUAUCUCCUCUGGAGGGGUUGACUUGCAAAAGCUUCACCUGGAUAUUGAUGAUCUCACAACAGAUGCCAAAAUUGAAUGCGCCACUCAUCCCAUGGACGCGGGCGCCCGACGCAAGUUGGCAAGUCUUCAGACACUGAAAGAGAUCCUAGACAGUGGUAACGCCUCAGAGAGGGAUUUGGUCGAUAUUCGGAACACAAUUAUGCAAAAGAUGGCUGAAAAGAUGGCGGAACCACACCAGCCUCCGGGACAAACAGCGAUACCGCCCAUACCUACGGCAAACACGUACGUGCCUCAAACCUCAAUCCAGCAACCGGCAGCAACAACUUCAGCUGCUACUUCACUAUUCAAUAGCACCAAUCUAGCGGAGCUGUUGCGAGCUACUGUUGGUCAGCAGCAAGCCAGACAACAGCCAAACUACUAUGCGCACGCGCAGUCAGGGGUGGCUACUCCCAUAUCGGCCAGCACUGCUCCCUCCGCAACGUCCGAAAAUCCCCUCUUGGCCCAACUUCGAGCAUCAGGCCUCUUGUCUGCCGCGCCAACUCCACCUCAAGGCGUUGCUCAUUCCAUGCCGGGUUUCGCCGCAUUUGCAACUGACCCGGUAGGUGAAGUCAGUUUAACGUCAGCAAGUAUCCGCAUACCGCGGCCGCACUUGGUUGCGACACUCUUGAGUGCAUGGCCAAAUCAGUGUAGUACUUGCGGUAGGAGAUUCACGUCGGAUGAGGGUGGCAAGGCCAAGAAAGCGCGACACCUUGACUGGCAUUUCAAAACCAAGGCGAGGAUGCUAGAGGCUGAGAAACGAGGUCAGAAUCGCAGUUGGUACGUAGACGAGCGAGAGUGGAUCGCGAGCAAGGAAUUCGAAGACGAUGCUGGGCCUGUGGAUGCAACCGGAGUGCCGAUCAAUGGCGCUACAAUGGUUGCAAAGAAGAAAGCGCAGGAUUUCGUUCGGGUUCCUGCAGAUCCAGUCCUUCGAUCACUACCUUGUCCAAUUGAUCAAGAACCAUUCAAGAGUGAAUGGAGUGAAGACGUGCAGGAUUUCAUUUGGAAAGACGCUGUACAAGUUGGAGGGCGAUACUAUCAUGCGAGUUGUUACACGGAAGUGACCAAAGGGCGAGAAAAAGACGGAGUGUUAACUCCGGUCGGAGGUAUUGGACGGAUGGCAACCCCUGACUCUGUGCUUGGAAAACGGAAAGCAGAGGUAAGGCUCACUGCAUGA